Galeopterus variegatus (Sunda flying lemur) is the source of this 4260-nucleotide messenger RNA. It is a transcript of the gene GPBP1, whose product is annotated as GC-rich promoter binding protein 1. The transcript has 13 exons. Gene Ontology annotation, biological process: DNA-templated transcription; positive regulation of DNA-templated transcription. The record is from RefSeq and is a predicted model, not a curated record. Gene Ontology annotation, cellular component: nucleus. The coding region runs from base 1345 to 2826 and encodes 493 amino acids. NCBI's taxonomy places the organism in Eukaryota, Metazoa, Chordata, Mammalia, Dermoptera, Cynocephalidae. Gene Ontology annotation, molecular function: RNA binding; DNA binding.
CUCCUCCUGCGGCCCCUCCCAGUAGGUUCGUUCGCAUCGCUUCUUCCACACCCUUUCUCCCUCCUCCUUCUCCUCUCUCCGCCUUACCCCCCUUCUCCUCAACCCCUCUAGUUUCUUCCCCGCCUCGCCACCUUCCCCCAUCUCGCGAGACUUGGCCCAGAACAUUGCGGAUCGGGUCGGCGCCAUUUUGGGACUGAGACUGUUUGUGGGGGAGGGAAAAGCGGCAAAAGGGGAUUAUUCAAAGUGCCGAAAACCUUCUCCCGGGAUCGAGCUCAGCGGCACCCCCAGGCCAGGGGUACCUCUGGUGGGGCGGAAGGUGAUUCAGUUACGCAGAUGUGAAGAUCAUCUUCUAGGUUUUGUGUAAAAAGCCCCGGAUAUUUCAAGUGGCCAUUUUGGAAUUACAGUGUUUUUGGAUAAUUUUGCCCCAGGAGUUUAUUAAAAUUGGCAAGAAUCAUCUUUCAAGUGAAUUGAUAGUGAACAAUUCAACACGCUACUUAAAAAGAGACCCCGGCAUUUCUUCAGUAUUUUGGUUCAAGCGGAUUAUAUAACUGGUUAAAGUAUUUCAGCUGGUGUUUUUUUUUUUUUUUUUUGUCUCCCCCUCCCACCCCUCCUCGCCUGUUGUUGGUGUUCUUCAGCCAAAACUGUAAGAUACGUUUGAUUUGUGUACUGAGUAGUUUCAGAAGUUUCAAAUUACUGUUUAAAUAUUGCUGAAGUUUCAUGGCAGUUUACUUUUACCUUUAUUAAAAGUUUUAGGAAUUUUUGACUGCAGCCCUUUUCAUGUCACAAUGGGACAGCUUUUCUAAAUGAAGACAUUGCAAGAAUACAGAGUUUUUUUCUUUUUAUGUUUUAUUUACGUGGAAAUUUAAGAUGUUGCAAUUUCCCAGCAGCAUGGUAGUAUUGAGAUAGCUAUAUGUGUCUCUGUAUAUGCUGAUGUUUAGGAAUGCUCUUCAGAUGUGAAAUUUUCUUUUUGUUUCUGCUUUUUGGCUCAUAAAUUGGAUAUUUCAUCUGGAGUGGAUAAGUACAACAGUGACAAGUACAUGGAAUAAGAAAGAAGACUUUGAUCUUAAAUCCAAGGAACUUGGCUAGUUCUGGAGUUAGCCAUAUGAAAACUUUAAAACAGAAGUAUGGGUAGCUGACUUGAAGUAACUCUAUGUCAAAUAGUCAUAGGUUAAGUAUCUUCAAAGAACUUGGAUAUUAUUUCAGAGGAUACAAAAUAAAAGAACAAACUGGAAAACAAAGAUUACAGAGAAAAAACCAGCACCUUCCUGUGCAGUCCUAUUGGAAUUUGGACUUGCCAUGAGGUGUUGAAGCCUUGUUUCACUGACUUGGAGAGACUGGACCUAAAUGGCGCAGCAUGACUUUGCUCCAGCCUGGCUUAAUUUUCCUACUCCACCAUCAUCAACAAAGUCAUCAUUGAAUUUCGAGAAGCAUUCUGAAAACUUUUCAUGGACAGAAAGUCGUUAUGAUGUGAAUCGUCGACGGCACAACUCGUCAGAUGGCUUUGAUUCUGGUAUUGGACGUCCUAACGGAGGUAACUUUGGAAGGAAAGAAAAAAAUGGAUGGCGUACACAUGGAAGAAAUGGUACUGAAAACAUAAAUCAUCGAGGGGGAUACCAUGGUGGAAGUUCCCGUUCUCGUAACAGUAUUUUCCAUUCUGGAAAAAGCCAAGGACUACAUGAAAACAACAUACCUGACAAUGACACCGGGAGGAAAGAAGACAAGAGAGAACGCAAACAAUUUGAGGCUGAGGAUUUUCCAUCUUUAAAUCCUGAAUAUGAGAGAGAACCAAAUCAAAAUAAAUCUUUAGCUGCAGGUGUAUGGGGCCUACACGCCCAGACACACACAUACCCAACCAAAAAAAUCUCCCAAGCUCCUCUCUUAGAAUAUCCUCCGAAUCCUAAAUCUAGAGCUCCAAGGAUGCUGGUCAUUAAGAAAGGUAAUACAAAAGACUUACAGCUAUCUGGAUUCCCAGUAGUAGGAAAUCUUCAGUCACAGCCAGUUAAGAAUGGAACUGGUCCAAGUGUUUAUAAAGGCUUAGUCCCUAAACCUGCUGCUCCACCUACAAAACCUACACAGUGGAAAAGCCAAACUAAAGAAAAUAAAGUUGGAACUUCUUUCUCUCAUGAUUCUACUUAUGGUGUUGGCAACUUUAAUGCUUUUAAAUCGACUGCCAAGAAUUUCAGUCCAUCAGCAAAUUCAGUGAAAGAGUGUAAUCGUUCAAAUUCGUCUUCGCCUGUUGACAAACUUAAUCAGCAGCCUCGUUUAACCAAACUGACACGGAUGCGCACUGAUAAGAAGAGUGAAUUUUUGAAAGCAUUGAAAAGGGACAGAGUAGAAGAAGAACAUGAAGAUGAAAGCCAUGCUGGCUCAGAGAAGGAUGACGACUCAUUUAAUUUGCAUAACAGCAAUAGUACUCACCAAGAAAGGGAUAUAAACCGAAACUUUGAUGAAAAUGAAAUUCCACAAGAGAAUGGCAAUGCCUCGGUGAUUUCUCAACAGAUUAUUCGGUCUUCAACCUUCCCACAAACUGAUGUUCUUUCAAGUUCACUUGAAGCAGAACACAGAUUGUUAAAGGAGAUGGGCUGGCAGGAAGACAGUGAAAAUGAUGAAACAUGUGCUCCCUUAACUGAGGAUGAAAUGAGAGAAUUCCAGGUUAUUAGUGAACAGUUACAGAAGAAUGGUCUGAGAAAAAAUGGUAUUUUGAAAAAUGGCCUGAUCUGUGACUUCAAAUUUGGACCCUGGAAAAACAGCACUUUCAAACCCACAAUUGAGAAUGAUGACACAGAGACAAGUAGCAGUGACACAUCAGAUGACGAUGAUGUGUGAAGGAUUUCCUAACAGCUUUAGAAAUUUUAGUGUGAAACAUCUCUCAUACAGUUUGGGGUGAAUUGUAAAAAUGAAGAACUAUAAUUUAUGUAGUGAAAUACCCCAUUAGAAGAUGAUUUUUUUGGGGGACUUCAAUAUGAAGAAAACCAAGAAUGUUGUGUUGGGCUGUGUUGAACAUUAUUUCUUUGUAAAUGAAUGUUGUAGAGAUGAGGACUUGGGUUGAUCCAGCAUUGACUUUCUUCAUCACUGCAGCAUUUCUCUGACUAGCAAUGUGACGAUGUAACAAAUGAGAUUUUCUCAUUUAAUAAUAAAAAAUUGUGUAAUGUUUUGCAAAGCUUCUGUCUUAAAAUGUCCAGGUCUUAAGAAAAAAGGCAGCUUACACUGUUUUGCUUGCAGAAUCGUAUCUUUUUCGUACAAUGGAAAUUCUCAAGUCACUUUGUGCAUCCUCCCCUCCUCCCCCGAAACAAACAAACAAAAAGGAAAAUGUAGCAUGUUGGCUAAAACUAGAGCAAAGUGCACUAAAACAUUAAUAUUCUGAACUCAGCUGUUGUACUAGUCACCUUUUAAAGCAUAAAUUGCUCUUUAGCCAUUUGUAGUGCAGUAAAUGUUACAGGAAAGACUUGCCACACUUUUCUUCCAAAUUUUAAGAGGUGAUUUUCAAGAGCUUUAUUUGGGUAUGCUGUCGGACUAGGAUUUUCAGAGUUGAUGAACAAGAGUCUUGUGGGAAAACUUAUUUUGAUAAAUUAUUACACAUGCAGAAAAACUGAUCACAGUGACUGGAUCUGUCCACACAUGGAAAAUAAACUGGAUUUUCAGAAUAUUGUUGUUCUUUGUAGUGUUCAAAGUAUUGGUCUCUAAACACAACUUGCUUUAUCCACUUAUUAAAACAAAAAUAAACUUUGUUUAUUAAAGACGGUGAUUACUUUCUGAGGUUAGAAAAAGCUGAACCUUUUUAUCAAACGCACAAGCUUAUUAAUGAAUGAAUGUUAAACAACUAUAUUUUCAUUUGCACAUUAAUUUUAGAAUUGUUUCUGUCUUACUGCUCACUGGAAGAGUAUUUAUUUAUAUUGUAUUUUUCUGGUUUUGUUUAAUCUUACUUGCUUUUCGCUUAACCCACCCCACUCCUGUGCUUAAAUAUAUUCUAAUUGUAAAGAGCAUAAUCUUAGAACAAAAAUGUAUGAGGUUUUAUGUCAGCUUGGUUUAAUUGUAAGAGUUUGGUUUUUAAAAUUUAUUUUCUAAGGUUGUAGGGGUGUGUGUGUGCAUGUGCGUGUGCUUGCUCUGUGUGUGUGUGUGUGUGUGUGUGUGUGUUUGCUGUUUCCGUGUCAUUACCCUGCUCAGACCCCUCCAGUUUUGCUAGAAGCUGUAUUUUUUUGUUCCCACUGAGACUGGUGGUGAUGGGGAAAUUAAAAUAAAAAUAACAUGCUAGCACCCCCA